Messenger RNA from Zootoca vivipara (common lizard), 5983 nucleotides. It is a transcript of the gene EGLN1, whose product is annotated as egl-9 family hypoxia inducible factor 1. Gene Ontology annotation, biological process: peptidyl-proline hydroxylation to 4-hydroxy-L-proline; cellular response to hypoxia. Gene Ontology annotation, cellular component: nucleus; cytoplasm. Lineage: Eukaryota; Metazoa; Chordata; Lepidosauria; Squamata; Lacertidae. Gene Ontology annotation, molecular function: L-ascorbic acid binding; peptidyl-proline 4-dioxygenase activity; ferrous iron binding. The record is from RefSeq and is a predicted model, not a curated record.
CGCUGGCUGACUGGAAGUGGCGUACGUGCAGAGCGCAGCCCGUGAGUGGCGGCGCAAACUCCUCCUCCGCCGCGCUCGGCUCCAGCCAGAGCGAGCGAGUGAGGAGGGAGGCAGGCAGGCCGAGGUGGGGGCAGAGGGGCUCGCGCCGGCACUAGGCGACGGCUUUCCCCCCUCAGCGCUCCAGGCUGAGGCCGGGCAGGAAAGGGCCGGGCAGUCUCGGCGGGAGAGGGGCUGCUUCCCUGCCCCGCCACCGAGGCUCGCCGCCGCUAUGAGGCGGUGACAGAAGCGAGCCUCGGAGGAGGCGGCGGCGCUGGGCUUUGGUGGCUGACUGUCCUCCGCCCACCAGGAGAGGAGCGGGAGGCGGGCGAGGCAGCCGGGGGCCGCAGCGCUGACUGGGGUCGGCCAUGAUGAAGUGAGCCGCUCGCCUCCUUCUCCUUCCCAAGGCUGCUCGAGGAGAAGCAGGGGCGACCGAGGAGCGGGACGCGGCAACAUGGCCAAUGACAGCGGUGGGAGUGGCGGCGACAGCAACAGCGGCGGGGCCGGACAAGGCGGCGGCGGCGGCGACAGUAACAGUGUCGGUGGUGGCGGCGGCUGCAGCGCCAGCAGCGAGCGGGACCGGCAGUACUGCGAGCUGUGCGGGAAGAUGGAAAACCUGCUGCGUUGCGGGCGCUGCCGCAGCUCUUUCUAUUGUAGCAAAGAGCACCAGCGCCAGGACUGGAAGAAGCACAAGCUCAUCUGCCGGGGGAGCGAGCCGAGCGCGGCGGCGGCGGCAGGGGGCGUUGCUCAGCCCCGGAGCGGCGGCGGCAGCGAGCGACACCAGGGCCACGGCCACGCUCGCCCCCACCAGCCCUCCGCAGAAGGAGAGGGGGCGACCGCCGCCGCCAAGAAGGUAACGGCGCUCCCGGCCAAGCCGCAGCCGGACUCUACCUCGGAAGAGAAGAAGGCGGCGGCGGCAGUAACGAACAACCACGUUGCCAAAGUGGCGCCAGAGAGCGGAGGGCAGGAAGGGGAGGAGGGCAAGGAAGCGGCCGCCGCGGCUCCCGGAGCCGGGAAGGCGGCGCUCCUCUACCGGGAUAAAUCCAACUUGAGCGCGGAGGAGUCGCUGCGCCCCAACGGGCAGAUGAAGUCCCUAGUGCCGCAGCGACUAGCGCUGGAGUACAUCGUGCCCUGCAUGAACAAGCACGGCAUCUGCGUGGUGGACGAAUUCCUCGGCAAGGAGCUGGGCGGGCAGAUCGAGCAGGAGGUGCGCGCCCUGCACCACACCGGGCACUUCACGGACGGGCAGCUGGUCAGCCAGAAGAGUGACUCCUCUCGGGACAUCCGCGGCGACAAAAUCACCUGGGUGGAAGGCAAGGAGCCCGGCUGCAUGACCAUUGGGAAGCUCAUGAACAGUAUGGACGAUCUCAUUCGCCACUGCAAUGGCAAGCUGGGCAACUACAAAAUCAACGGCAGGACGAAAGCAAUGGUGGCUUGUUAUCCAGGCAAUGGAACAGGAUACGUGCGUCAUGUUGAUAAUCCAAACGGAGAUGGAAGAUGUGUCACAUGUAUAUAUUACCUUAAUAAAGACUGGGAUGCCAAGGUAAGUGGAGGUAUUCUUCGAAUAUUUCCUGAAGGCAAAGCCCAGUUUGCUGACAUUGAACCUAAGUUUGAUAGAUUGCUGUUUUUCUGGUCUGACCGCCGCAACCCUCAUGAAGUGCAGCCUGCAUUUGCUACAAGGUACGCAAUAACAGUGUGGUAUUUUGAUGCAGAUGAAAGAGCCCGUGCUAAAGUAAAAUACUUAACAGGUGAAAAAGGUGUGGAGACUGAACUUAACAAGCCUCCUGAUUCAAAUGGGAAAGACCUUCUAUAAAGCCUUUGAUCUAGUAAUUCUCUGUGCUACGUCCUGGUCCUUCUCCCCCUCCCCACAACAGUCCUAGGCGCUGUCUAUUAACUUUUGAAUGUGAAUAAUGAGAUAAAGGAAAAUCAACGCCAAAUCAACGUUUGGAAUAAACAAAUGAAUUAUGGGUUUCAAUGUUUCAUCAAAUGGAUUUCUAAUAGCUUAUGCAUUGUACUACAUGAUUGUGACUCUAGUCCUGUUAACUGCUUAUGUGAAGAUAAGCAUUGGGAAAAAACAGCUUACACAUGAAGUGCCCUACAGAGAAGUUUUCCAUCCUUCAUAUUUUGCCAUUCAAUCAUCCAGUUCAAUGCUAUUUAUCAUCCCCCUUUUUUAAAAAAAUGUGGUAAAAGUUUUGAAUUUUAAAUAAUUUUUGUAUAACCAGGUACAGCUGAUCAACAUCGAGCAAAGCAAACAUUUUUCUCCAAAAUGGCAUUUAACUAUUUUUGUAAAUUUGCUGUUCACACUGUUCUCCUACCAUGUAAAACCUAAUUUAAAUAAGAAUUGCCAGUAACUGAUGAUCACUCUGUCUUUACACUUAAGUCUGAAAAGGAGCACUUUAAUUACCGUACCAUUUAAGAACCCAAUUGUUUUAUUUUCAUAUCUUACACUAAUUUGAAUUUUUUUAAAGAUUGCUGCUGUAUUGUGUUUGUGUUCUCUCUGAAACUUUUUUUUAAAAAAAACUGAAACAGAUGCCUAUCUUGCUGUCAAUUACUUCCUUAAAAUUGUGGUUUUAUAUGUUGUAUCCAGAGAGCAAGCUUUCUGUAUCUGUGUCAUUUGGGUUUUCUAAGUGACUGGCUGGCACUAAGUGGACUUGACGUUAUCCGUACUGUCUUUUUCAUGUUGAGAACUGUGGCCGCAGUUCCGCUGGGAACUUCAUCUUUGAGAGCCAUUGGAUGUGAAUGAAAAUCAUUCAAGAACACAGCAGUACUCAUGUGCAGCUCCUGCUUUUUCCAGUGGGGCUUGUUGCAGAUGAAGUCCCAGGCGGACUCUGCCCAUAAGUAUCAUCAAAUCCCUAGAGCAUAAGGUCUUUCCUAGGCUUUUAGAUGUACCAACAUCUACUACUUUGAUGGGAGAUCUCAAUCUUGACUUGUUUUCAAAAGCUUACUUUCUGCUACCUUUUUUUGUAAGGUCAUGAAACUUCAGAGAUUUCCCCCCAGAGCAGUAGUAUCCUCAUUUGCAGUUGGGUCCCUUGAUCCCCUUAUAUACUAUCAAGGGGUAUAUUUAAUGCAUUAAGACUGAAGUGCAUCACUGCAGGCUUAAUAUGUAAAUAUUUUCCUACUGCUGAGAAUUUUUCUCCCCAAAAUAAUAUUGGCCUCUGAUCAAUACGAAAAUGUUUUUGACAAGGAAAAACUAAAUUACUUUUAAGUGAGGAAGCAAUAGAGAAUAAAAAUAAUUCAACUAGAUAUUUUGAAAUGUUUUGUUUUAAAGGGAUUGGUUUGUGCUCAAAAGUAACCCCCCUGGAGGGAAGCUUCUGAGCCUUACAAACACGAGCCUCCCCAUUUAAAGGCUCCAUAUUUUAUCCCUUGAUUCCCUCACUUAACCAAAACAAUGUGAGUGUACAGAAAUAUUUCUGUAUGUACAACUUUGCCUAUUUUAGCAUCUGUAUAGUUUGUACUUGUAUUAGAGACCUUUUCUAUGGAAAGCUCAGUAAUUUUUAUUAUAAAAAAGCUUACUAUUCAUGUAAAACAUGAAAAAAAAAGGAUUGUGUUUAGUGACAACUGACAAAAGGUGGGAAAUUCAGUAUUGUGAUAGCAUACUAGGGGAACAUCUGGCAAAAGUCUUUGGGUUUUUUUGUUUUUUGUUUCCCCCACCCCCUUUAAAACGAUUAGCUGUCAGAACUUUUAACAGUUUGGUUUUUCUCUUAAUCCUGGUAAAUCAGAAGAAAACAUGUCUACUGUAAGUGCCUCUGCAAGCCUGACCAAGGAGUGCAAAUUUUCUCUACUGUCUGGUCUGCAGUGCAAUGCACUGUUUUAGGCCUAAGAAACACCAUUUCUAACUUUUAACUGCUUUUGUAUUAUGUUAAAUGUGUUAGACAUGCACAACAUAAUAAGCCUUUACAUUUUUUGUUUGUUUGUCCCUCUAUUCAAAGUAUCAACGUCUUACAUUUGUGCUUGUUGGGAAGAUUUAAAAUGUGCUUAAAUCUCUCAGUUGGUUAUUUUACAAAAGGUCACCAAACUGGGGCUUCUAAUGUCCAUUUAGAAGCUGUUCAUGUCAGUUAAAUCUUCAGCCUUGGGCGUUACCAAGCAGGAACCUGUUUCAGACUAUUUUUAAACUGUCUUAUGGCCUGUAUAUGUGUUUAGUCCUGGUUAAAGAUAAAGCUUCAUAAUGCUAUUUUUAUUUCAUGACAUUAGCCAGCUGUAAAACACAAGACUUUUAUCUAGCAGGCAAAGAAAUUCAGAAUUAAUUUGCAGAUUUCCUAUAAAGUCAUGUAACUUUUGAAAAGCAGUGUUCAUUACUGAAAGAGCUCUCAAGUUGCUUGUAAAGCUAAUCUAAUUAAAAGAUGUAUAAAGGUUCUUGAAACAAUGUGGUGGUUAUUUGUAAUUAUGUAAUAUUUUUAAAGCCUCCUACACAGCAACUAAUUGGUAAACUGAUAUGGGGUGUGUCUGUCUGUUUUUAGCAGUCAGUGACACUGCAGCUGCAGUCAAGGGUCUCCUGUUAGUUUCAUUUAUAAACCCUGUUUUUAAUUAUCUAGCUGUGAUUGUUUUUAAAGGAGAAGUGGGGGGGACGGGGACGACAAGACACUCCAUUGUAGCCUGGUACUAACUUUGUGUUACCAAUGCAAACAUUUUAUUUUCUGAUCACGUGGAACGGCUACCUAGGUGCUUUUACUUCUGAAAAUGAACGAUCUUGAAUUUUGGGUUUUUAGGUGAGCAUUUAGACUUUUAGAGCAUAUCCAUAGAUUGAGUUUAGUGUGUCAGAUGCAUUGUUUCAAGACUUCAAUCACUGGUACCACGUUGCAGGAAACUUCUCCCUGUGCUAAUGAGUUUUUGUCAUACAGUGUAAACUGCACGUUGUAUGGUUCCCAUCUCAUGUUUAGAAGCAAAGGAAAACAGUUGUCAGAAGAUAUUAUGAGGACCUGCUUUUAACAGCUACCUGCUGUGCCUUCUCACUGCUAUUUUCUGUGGGGUGCUAUGAACCACCCUUAAGUAAAACCUGGUUCUCUGACUCUUCUGCAAUUUUAUUUUUUAGUCCUUUACUGUAUUUGGACACUCUUCAUAACAUAUUUUUCUUGGUGUUUAUCUAAUUGCUGAAGCAUCUCCCACUCUUGCUGUUAUUUUUUUUAAUCAUUUGGUAAUCUCUAUUGAGAAUAAAAUAUUAAUAAGACAUUAUUAAAAAACAGUCGCAAAUUAAAAUCUGAGUCUUCAAGCAGCUUUCCUUUCAGUAAUAAUAAAUGCUUGGAUACCAAGUGCCUUUUAAAUGAGCAGAAGACACAUACGCUCUCUCAUGGAGGAGUGUCGGUUUCACCACCCAGCUGCACUGCAUGCUGUUUCAAAGAAUCUCCUAUGUGUCAGGAACAGGGUUUUCAGGGGAAUGUGAGGAGCUACAGUAGUAUAAAGAAAAGCCUUGUUGUGUAAGUGCAAUACACAAGUUCUUUGAGCCUGUGUCUCACUACAGCAUAAUCUGAAGAGCACUGCAGUUUCAUAUUUGAAUUCUCCAAGAACUCACAGGUGGAUAUGAUCUGGACGAGGCAAUGUGUCAGCCUUUAUUAUGUCAGCCGGUUGUAGAAUUUUCCUGUCCAAAUGCCCAUGCGCCACGGAAAGGGAAAUGCCAGAAUAACCCCACCUCACUAAUCCCUUGUGACCUGGAUACUUGAAGGAGCACCUCUCCCCUUAUGUGCCAGCCCAGGCUCUUAACAUUUGUGGGGGAAAGCCCUACUGUUACGGCUGUCCUUAACCUCAGCACACCCCAUAGUGAUUUGUGGUAGGGCCUUCUUGAUCAUGGCUCCCCAAUUGUAUAAUUCCCAGAUCUGAAGAUAUGUUCUCAGGGUACCCUUAUCGGUUCCUUGCAGCAUAUGAGGUUUAAAAAGAUGACUGCUUUCUGUCUCUCUCCAUUGGGUAAACUGCCCAUUGAUUCCUACUAUCUGCUUCCUGCUGUUUUUUUAAAGGA